AUGAAUGGCAAUAAACGUCGAAGAGUCGAAGUAAAUAAAAAUCAAUUUCGUCCGGGGUAUAUUGAAAAGGUUAAAGUAAGUAAUUUUACAACUUAUUCAGAAGGAGAAUUUAAUUUAUCUCCAUCACUUAAUAUGAUUAUAGGACCAAAUGGUACUGGGAAAAGUACUCUUGUAGCAGCCAUAUGUUUAGGAUUAGGAGGGAAAAUUGAUUUAAUAAAACGAAAGAAUAUGAAAAGUAUGAUAAAGACAGGACAAACAAGAAGUAUAAUAGAAAUUUGGAUUAAAAAUUAUGAUAAUGAACCAUCAAUUAUUAUAAAGAGAGAAUUUACUGAUAAAGAAUCUCGAUGGAGUAUAAAUAAUCGACCAGCCAAUGAAAGUAAAAUUAAAGAAAUUCGUAAAAAAUUUAAUAUUCAAUUAGAUAAUUUAUGUCAUUUCUUACCCCAAGAACGAGUAGCUGAAUUUGCUGGGUUAAGUCCUGAAAAACUUUUACUUGAAACUGAAAGAACUUUAGGUGAUGGGCAUUUAUUAGAAUCUCAUCAAGAUUUAAUUCGAAUGGAUAAUGAAUCUCAAACUAUUCUGUCGAAUAUUGAAGAUAUUGAAAUAAGAUUAAAUCAAUUAUUAGAAGAAAAGAGUAAAUUAGAAGAAGAAGCUAAACGAUUUGAAGAAUAUGAAAAGAAAUUAAAACAAAUUGAUUUACAUAAUAAAUUAAUCCCUUAUGCUCAAUUAUUAGAUUUAAAGAAACAAAAGGAACAAUUACAAAGAGAUACUCGAGCAGCAAAAGAUGCAUUAAAUAAAUUCUCCGCUAGUAUUGAACCAGCUAUAAAUCAAGUUCAACAAUUUUGGGAACAUGUUGAACAAUGUGUUAAAGUAUCAAAACAAUUUCAAGAUGAAGAAAUUGAAGUUAAAUCAAGAAUAGAUAAUGCAAAAUCAGAUUUAAAUAAAAUUAAAGAUAAUAUAGAUUCUUUAAAGGGAAGUAUUAUAACUUGGAGAAAACGAUCAUCUGAAAGUAAAAUUCAAUUAGAUAAAUUAAGAAAGGAUAAAUUAUUACUUGAAGAAGCUUUAAAUGAUAUUGAAGAUAUUGAUGAUAAUUUAUUUCAAGAAAUUCGAAAAACUCUUCAAAAUAAAAAUGAAGAUAAAAAUAAUAUUGUAUCAACUAUUGAACAACUUGAAUCUGAAUCAAAACCAAUUGCUAGAAAUAUUGAUCAACUUGAACGGAAAAAGGUUGAAAUUCAAAAUCGUUUAAAAGGUAGUGAUAAAUUAGCAUUAUUAGAACAUUCAGAAACUAAAAAUACUCAAAGAGAUGUUGCUUAUAAUAGUCAUGUACGAUUAAGAAUGACAUCCGAAUUAAAAAAUCAUUAUUUUGAAUGUCCUAUAGUUAGUUGUACAGUAACUGAUGUUGAUUUUGCCAAAGUAUUAGAAAAAGUUGUUGAUAAUAAUUCAUUAUUUUCAAUAACAACAACCAAUAAUGAAGAUUUUAAUUUAAUUCGAAAAUUCGCCGAAGAAAUUAAAAUUAAUUUCCCCAUUAGAUUAACUGAUGUUAAGAAUAUUCCUCAACCAGCCAUUAAUGUUGAACAAAUUAAAGCCUUUGGAUUUGAUGGUUAUCUAUCAGAUUUUGUUGAAGGUCCCAAGGAAGUUUUAAGUAUGUUAUAUGAUACAUCAAAAAUUUAUAAUAUACCAGUUAGUAAACAACCAUUUACAACAUCACAAAUUGAUAAAUUAAUUAAAAAUGGUAGUGGUUAUAUACCAUUUAUGAAAUUUAUUGCAGGAAAUAUAAUGUAUAAUAUUAAUAGAUCAAGGUAUGGACUGAAACAAAUCUUUUAUACGACUGAACAAAUUGAUGAUGCAAGAUAUUUUAAUUCUAAAGGUUUAAGUGAAGAAACAAGAAUUCGAUAUAAUAAUCAACUUCAAGAAGUGAAUAAUCAAAUUAAACAAGAACGUAUAAAGCUUAGUAAUUUUCAAAAUAGUAUAACUACUGCUAAAGAAGAACGUCGAGCUAUUCAACAUGAAAUGGAAAAACUUGUAAAUAAAUCCGAUUCUAUUAAAGCAUUAAAGAAGAAAAAGACUGCAUUAGAAACCAAAUUAUCUAAUAAAAAGGAAGAUAUUGCUAAAACUAUAAGAAUUUCUAAACGAGAUUAUAGUGAAAAAAUCGAUAAAGCUUUACAAGAAGUGAAUGCAAAAUAUUUAGAAAGUUCACAACAAAUGAUUAAAAUAUCUAAUUAUAUUCAAGAAUUGACUAAUUUAACUAUAGAAACUAAUAUGAAGAAAUUUGCAGUAAUUGAAGCUAAAAAUAAGCAUACAAAGGCUCAAUCUAUGCUACAAGAUUUAGAGAGUGAAAAGGAAAGAUUACAAGAAGAAUAUCAUAUACUUAAAGAAGAGUAUAGUAAAAUUAAAAAGGGAGAUGCAGCCAAGAAAAUUGAAGAACAAAGUCGAUCUUAUACUCAAGAAGAACGAGCAGAUUUAGCAGAAUUAGCCCAAAUGUAUAAAGAUAAUGAGGAAUUAACAGAAAGAAUUAUUCGAGAAAAGAUUUCUAUAUUAGAAGAUGAAAAAUCCGUAAUGGCCACGGCUGAUCAAAGUUCAAUUGAAACUUUAAGAAGAAAACUUAAAGAGAUUGAAACAGCUGGUAGAGAAUUACCUCGAUUGAAAACUGCUAAGGAAAGAUUAGAUGAAAGAAUUAAAACUAUUCAAGAUUCAUGGGAAAGUGAAUUACAAGCAUUAGUCAAUCAAAUCUCUCUUUCAUUUAAUAAAAGAUUUACAAAAGUUGCUAGUGAUGGACAAGUUGAAUUAGCAAAAAGUGAAAGAUUUAAAGAUUGGAAACUUCAAAUUCUUGUUAAAUUUCGAGAAGAAUCUGAUCUUAAGAUUUUAGAUCAUCAAUCUCAAUCAGGAGGUGAAAGAGCAGUAUCUACUAUCUUUUUUAUAAUGUCAUUACAAGGAUUAACUGAUGCACCAUUCCGAGUAGUUGAUGAAAUUAAUCAAGGAAUGGAUCCAAAGAAUGAAAAGAUGGCUCAUCGAUAUUUUGUUCAUACGGCUUGUCAAAAUCAAAAUUCUCAAUACUUUUUAGUAACUCCUAAAUUAUUAACCGGAUUAUAUUAUCAUCCUGAUAUGGUAGUUCAUUGUAUUUAUACUGGUCCAUUAAUAGAGGCACCAGAAGAACUGACAUUACUGACAGGAUUUAUGGAUUUCACUAAAAUCUAUUAG
Molecule: messenger RNA, 3195 nt
Organism: Scheffersomyces amazonensis
Lineage: Eukaryota; Fungi; Ascomycota; Pichiomycetes; Serinales; Debaryomycetaceae
Gene: SMC5
Product: DNA repair ATPase
Exons: 1
Coding region: 1-3195 (1064 amino acids)
Biological process (GO): double-strand break repair via homologous recombination
Cellular component (GO): Smc5-Smc6 complex; nucleus
Molecular function (GO): single-stranded DNA binding; ATP hydrolysis activity; ATP binding
Source: RefSeq, a predicted model, not a curated record